Molecule: messenger RNA, 870 nt
Organism: Ramularia collo-cygni
Lineage: Eukaryota; Fungi; Ascomycota; Dothideomycetes; Mycosphaerellales; Mycosphaerellaceae
Exons: 1
Coding region: 1-870 (289 amino acids)
Source: RefSeq, a predicted model, not a curated record
AUGGACAGCAAGAUGGCUUCCGAACAGAUUCUGUCACCGCCGCCAUCGGAUGCUACGAAGGAGGGCACUUCUGAGUCUAGUUCCGAUAUUCAGUCUACCAGAUCACAGAGUCCAGCAGCCGAAGAUUCCGUCCCGGGGAACGAGUCGACUGUUUCAGCAACUCCAGCGACUGAAAAUAUGGCAGACCCCACGCCGACAAACGAUCAUCGAAGUGAGGCGGACUUCAGAGAACGACGCCGCAAAGAGCGGUGCGCAGUCACCAGGGGAGUCAACAAGCUGAUCAAAUCAAUCAAAGGUCCAAUGGUUGACCCGAAGGACCGUACGGACCUGAUUUUAAAGGAACGGAAGAAAUGCAUCAAGGACCUUGGACUAAGCGGACAAGCCUCCGCGCGUGAGUGCUACCCUUCGGAAUAUGACGAACAGGAAGAGAUCAACAGGCUUCUGAAGAACUGCUUUGAGUAUGUCAAUGCUCUGGAGAAGGCGCCAGCGACUUUCGAAAAUCCGCAGAAGAAGGAAUCCUACCGAGCUACAGAACAGAACGAGGACGAUGAAGAGGUUGUGACAUACAAGCCACCGAACAUCAAGAGAGAAGCUGUGGACGAUGAGGGAUCCCGGACUUCUGUUGCCCAGGUGUCCGAAAUUCUAAGUUCCAAGAUAGUCGCUGGCAUGGCCAUCACAAGAGGCUUUGGCGAUGCAAGACUUGCGGCUGAUUCGUCGACGGAGAGGAGUGCCCCAAGGUCGUGGAAAUUCAUUGGCGGAAGGUGGGUACCGAUACCACCACUCUCAUGCAAAUUCUCAGGGGGCUCUACUAAGCGGAAAUUGGAGAGCGCGGAUCGCGAGGACGGCGGGAAGAAGACUAGGAUGAGCUGA